Messenger RNA from Scleropages formosus (Asian bonytongue), 4901 nucleotides. Its product is annotated as palmitoyltransferase ZDHHC5-like. The transcript has 11 exons. Lineage: Eukaryota; Metazoa; Chordata; Actinopteri; Osteoglossiformes; Osteoglossidae. Gene Ontology annotation, molecular function: palmitoyltransferase activity. Gene Ontology annotation, biological process: protein palmitoylation. Bases 580 to 2925 code for a protein of 781 amino acids. The record is from RefSeq and is a predicted model, not a curated record.
UAUAAACACAUACACAACACAUAUUUUGUUAUAAAAGAUUUGCUUUUUAUUUCUCAUUUAUAUUCUUUGAUGCUUGCACUUGUCUGGUCCCAGUUAAUCUACUAUAAAGUUAAAACUAAAAUUUAAAACAUCAUAUUGACAUAACCAAAACAUUUAGGACUUGAGCUGUGCCAUUUAUAUUUUGCAGUUUUUCACAUUGAUAUUUAUUUUCUCUGAGACUGAUAGAAAGUUCUGGUAUUUUAGUCAUAUAUUCCAGCCCAUAACAAAGCCUUUGCAAAUGCAGUCCAUCCCCAUUGCUUUUUCUACCCCCCCAUCACUAAAAUGCCGGUGCUGUGGUCCUCACUCCAUCCUGUGAGAAGACGAAAGGACCUUUUUUCUCUCUGACCCCUCUCCAGAUCACCCCAACCCUAGACAUUGUCAUAAUCCCUCAUCCCCCCACUCUUAAUCUUUUUUUUAUAGGUUUCCCUGCCCCCUACCCCUUAAUAACCCUAAUACUUGAUCCCCCCAUCCCACCCUUACACCCCAACAUCUGCUGUAUUUUUUUCGGCACUAUCUUGGUGUGCGCUUGCCUCACUAGCAAUGCCAAGUGUUGAUAAAAGUGGGGGUGUUGGCGGCCCCUCAUCACCUCCCACAUCUUCUCCGUCCCGCCCGCUGAGACCCAGCCGGUACAUCCCUGUGUCAGCAGCAACCGCCUUUCUGGUAGGCGCCACCACACUCUUCUUCUGUUUCACAUGCCCCUGGCUUUCUGAGCAGUUCUCCAUGGCCAUACCAGUUUAUAAUGGUGUGGUCUUCCUCUUUGUCCUUGCCAACUUCUGCAUGGCCACGUUCAUGGACCCAGGAAUAUUCCCAAGAGCGGAAGAAGACGAGGACAAAGAGGAUGAUUUCCGCGCACCGCUCUACAAAACUGUGGAAAUCCGGGGCAUUCAAGUGCGCAUGAAGUGGUGUGCUACCUGUCGUUUCUACAGGCCACCACGCUGUUCGCACUGCUCUGUGUGUGACAACUGUGUGGAGGAUUUUGACCACCAUUGCCCCUGGGUGAACAACUGCAUUGGGAGGCGGAACUACCGCUACUUCUUUCUGUUCCUGUUGUCCCUGACGGCUCAUAUUAUGGCUGUAUUUGGCUUUGGGCUGCUGUUCAUCCUGUACCACAAGCAGAAGCUGGACCAUGUGCAUUCUGCUGUGACUAUGGCAGUGAUGUGUGUUGCUGGCCUCUUCUUUAUUCCGGUAGCUGGCCUUACUGGUUUCCACAUCGUGUUGGUAGCACGAGGCCGCACAACAAAUGAACAGGUGACGGGGAAGUUCAGGGGAGGAGUAAACCCCUUCACCAAUGGCUGUUGGAGGAAUGUUACGCACGUGCUAUGUAGCUCACAGGCACCCAGGUACGUGGGCCGGUGGAGGAAACCUCAAACAGUAGUAGUCCAGCCACCCUUCCUAAGGCCUCAGCUUUCUGACACCCAGAUGGGAGGCAAGGUGCUGGAUAAUGGCAUCCAGGCAGACCGGCACAGCUCACGGUCAAAGAGCAGUCUGGACAUGAUGGAGAGCCAGUCUGCAGAUGCUGAGCCUCCUCCCCCUCCCAAGCCUGAACUGAGAUACCCCGGUCUGAACAGAGGGCAGAUGUCCCUUGGGCCCACAGAGGAGAGCAGCCUGCUGAGUGAAGCUCCCCCUACGCCCACCAUGUACAAGUACAGACCAUCCUACAGCAGUCCAGGGAAGAACCACACGGCUCUGACCCACUCUAACAAGAUGAUUCGAGGGGACAGUCUGAAGGAGCCCCCAUCCAUCCUACAGUCGAGCCAGCAGCCCAGCUACCGCUCCGAGCCCAGCCUGGAUGGGAGGGAGGGGCAGCGGGAGCGGGGGGACAGGGAGAGGGGUGGUGGAGGCUCCGGGGGGAUGAGCAGUGUUCCCAGCUCUGGAAUUUCUGGCUACUCCCUGGGGGGGCGCUCCUAUCCCUCCUUCACGGACCCCAUGGUAUUAUCAGGUGGGGCCUCGCGUUCCUCCAGCCUGCGGUCUACCCACACAGCCCACAAUGCACUAGGCACACUACACUCGGAGGGCACAACCUCCACCAGUUACAAAAGCCUGGCCAAUCAGACACCUCGCAAUGGGAGCCUAUCUUACGACAGCCUCCUGACUCCCUCUGAGAGCCCAGAAUUUGAGUCAGCUGCCCCUGAGCUGUCCCCCCCGCACCCCCACCCACCAAGCGCCCCCCCACAGGUGCUGGGUUACAGUUCUCCCUUCCUGUCUGCACAGAUCGCCCACCAGCGCGAGUCUGAGUUGCACCAGGCCUCCGCCGCCCUCCUUACUUCCCCCCAAAAGUCCUACGUGCGUGCCUCCAGUCCGCCCCCUGUGGAGAGAGAGAGGGAGCACUUGCUGCCGGACUCCCACCAGAUGCCUCAGCAACAUUCUCGGCCCCCCCGCUUCUCCCGCCCCCCUCUCCUGUCUGACUCGCAGCCUUUUUCCUAUCGCGCUCGCUCCCUGGGAUCCCCGGAUGCUCCGCAGACCCCUGUGUCUCCGUCUGCUGUCCCUGCCGGUUCUUCGCACCCCCCUUUAGGCAAAUCGCUCUCCUACACUAGCGCUGCCACCGAACUGCAGUACCGUUCGCGGCCACCGGAGGGUUCUGCUGUGUGUCCAGAGGGGCCGCACCCCAGGGGCAAGAAGGCCUCUGGGGGAGGUGCUGGCAGCGGUGGUGGGAUUCAGGCUCCAAAGGACGAGAUUCAGAUGAAGUCCUUCAGCCGGAUGAAUGGACACCUGAGAUCCUCUCAUCCCCCUCUCCCUCCUUCCUCACCUCCCCAUUCAGUCAGCCCCUCCUCCAGGCACGGACCAGCCAAUCACAUCACUCCUCCAGUUAGUCCCACCCACAAGCCAGGGGGAGCAGUAAAGAAGGUGACAGGUGUGGGAGGGACCACCUAUGAGAUCUCGGUAUAAGUGAGACGUAUCCAAUUCAGCUGGUGGCAUAUGGAUUUGUCACCUCACUCACUACUGGAUGACAAGGACAUCAUAAGAAGAUACUUGGCAAACAAGGACAGGAUAUAAAUGGAUAUGUCUUUGAACAAAGAAACUGACUUGCAAAAAACCCAGUGGACUCCUGAUUGUACUUUCAAAGGCAAAGUAGAGUAAUGGGAAGGAGAUUAAGAGGAAGGAGAUACCCUUUGUUCCUAGAAUUUUUAAUAAGCCGGUUCACAUGUGGAACUGCAAGUGAGAAUUUUAACAUGUGAAGAGGAGGGACUUGCUGACACUCAGUCAAUGGCGGAAAAGGUCAGUCAGCUCAUCCAGCGUAGGACUGAAAGCAGUAAACUUUUUCUGUCUGAGACUGCUGGCUGUUUCAAAAUAUUGAAUAUAUACAUACUUUUUAUUAAGAUAUAAUAGUCAUUCAUACAAUAUAAUCUCUGCACGGGUAAAAAUUUAUCUUGGCAUCUGACCAAGUACAGUGGCGACGGCAGCACGAACAUUUAUAUGGGCCCUCAUGCUGGCCUUGUGGACUACUGUAAUUGCCUUGACAUCUACUGCCAUCCUAACCGCUGACCAGAUUUCUGCAGAGAUGCAAAAUAAUCAUGGUGAAAGGCAUAGUUUUUGGUCUUAAUUGGCAGAAACAGCUGUCUAGAUUUUUCCAAGACGGCCUUUAGAUUGCUUGGAAAAUAUAUUUUUGUUUCACUUUUUAUUAUUUUUUAUGGAAUGUCUCCACAAGAUCAAGACAACCAGUAACUUUGUAGGCAGUUGAUGGGUUUGGAGUAAACAAAAUGGGCUGGUUGCUCAUUUCAGUGGACAGUUUCAGUAGCCAGAGGCUUGACUGGAAUUCUCACCCAAAGAUGGCUGGAUGAUCAGGGAUUUUCUCUGACAAAUACAUGUUAAGCCAAAAAAUGCAGCAUAACCACACAAUACAUUUUUUGUGGAAUAUAAAUCAAGGAUAUUGUAUGCAACUUGUCUGUUGUAGGCUUAAAAUUGUCUUUGGUGUUCGCAAUGUUUCACUCCUCAGCCAGGAUUCCUUUUUCUGGCAUUGUGUAAUGGUGAUAGAUGGACAAACAGGAUGAAAAUCUGCAAGUGAUGCAAAAUGUUUUCCCAUGAAAGAUCCAUACCAAGUUUUAAAAGAAAAAAUAAUUUUUUUUUUUUUUUAAAAAUAAUCAUCAUGACUUUAAACAUUUUAUAUGAUUGACAAAUCAUCUUUGGGCAUUUGGUCUGUGUUCUGACCAGCCGGUCAGAUUGACCCUUGAGACUUGAAUUAUUAGUUAAAUGCACAGCAUCAUGUUUUCAAGUGAACGUUUAAGGUUUUGAUGGACAACCAUCCAGCGGCAAAGAAAAAUCUUCAGGCCCAGACAAUUGUAGGUAUUUUAAAGAUAUAUUUUUGGAUGUGUGUGUGAUUGAGUGAGACUGAGUGCAAGCGUGAUUGAGCAUACAUAAUAAAUCCUUGGAAAUAAACACAAGUGCAUCAUUGCUAUGUGUGGAUUUCUGUCAUGAAUAUUUGAGUGGGAAUGUCCUGCAUUACAGGGGUCAUGUAGCACAUUCAUUUUACAGAAAGUGUAUCCCACAAGGCAAAACCGAAGCUCCUGCUCAGGUAUGUGGUGUAAGUUUUUUUUCUGCAGUGGUACAAUGUCAAGUUUUUAAUCUGAUAAAGUUGUGUACAGUCUGAUUAUGUGGUGUCAAUUUUACACUGUGACCCCACCCGCAAUUGGAUGAUAAAUAAAAUGUAAGGCUUCAUGAUUCCCUUGGAAAAGUGAAAUAAUUUAGGCUAAAUAUAAACAAGCAUAAUUGUGUAAGGAUGUUAAACUGUUGUACAGUGAAACAAAGGAAUGUAUUAUGGAAACACUUCUGCUGUGCAUCAAGGAUGUUUCCCCCUUAGGCUAUCUAGUUGUUUUGAUCUUGUGUAAGUGAAAGUUUUAAUAUAUGAAAGGUGUUUUACCACAGUG